Messenger RNA from Eucalyptus grandis, 1344 nucleotides. RefSeq names its product 4-hydroxyphenylpyruvate dioxygenase. The record is from RefSeq and is a predicted model, not a curated record. The transcript has 2 exons. Gene Ontology annotation, biological process: L-tyrosine catabolic process. Lineage: Eukaryota; Viridiplantae; Streptophyta; Magnoliopsida; Myrtales; Myrtaceae. Gene Ontology annotation, molecular function: 4-hydroxyphenylpyruvate dioxygenase activity. The coding region runs from base 1 to 1344 and encodes 447 amino acids.
AUGGGCAAGCAAAACGACGGCAUUACUCCCGUCUCUGACGAAUUCAAGCUCGUCGGCUUCUCCAACUUCGUCCGGUCCAACCCUCGGUCCGACCGCUUCCCUGUCCGCUGCUUCCAUCACGUCGAGUUCUGGUGCACCGACGCCACCAACGCCUCCCACCGCUUCUCCUGGGGCCUUGGCAUGCCCAUUGUCGCCAAGUCUGACCUCUCCACCGGCAAUGCCACCCAUGCCUCCUAUCUUUGCCGCUCCGGUGACCUCUGCUUCCUCUUCACCGCCCCCUACUCCCCCUCCAUCGCCACCUCCGAAGGCCUUAACCCCUCCUCCACCGCUUCCCUUCCCUCCUUCUCCUACUCUGCCUGUGUUGCCUUUGCUGUCAAGCACGGCCUCGCCGUCCGGGCCAUUGCCAUCGAGGUCGAGGAUGCUGAUGCUGCCUUCCAUAUUAGCGUCGCCCAAGGUGCCAGGCCAGUCUCCUCACCAGUCGUCCUCGAUGGCACCGCCACCAUUGCCGAGGUCCACCUCUAUGGCGACGUCGUCCUCCGCUACGUCAGCUACAAAACCCCGACCUCCGAUCACGACAACUCCUCCCCAGACUCGUGGUUUCUGCCUCGGUUCAAGCCGACAGACGAGGUCUCCUCCUUCCCUCUAGACUUCGGAAUCCGGAGGCUCGACCAUGCCCCUGGGAACGUCCCCGAGCUCGGCCCGGCAGUCUCAUAUGUGAAGCGAUUCACUGGCUUCCAUGAGUUAGCUGAGUUCACCAAGGAUGAAGUCGGGACUGAUGAGAGCGGGCUCAACUCGGUCAUGCUGGCAAACAACAACGAGAUGGUCAUCCUGCCGAUGAGUGAGCCAGUGUUUGGGACGAAGAGGAGGAGCCAAAUCCAGACAUUCCUGGACCACAACGAGGGCCCAGGGGUGCAACAUCUGGCACUGAUGAGCGAGGACAUCUUCAGGACGCUAAGGGAGAUGAGGAAGCGGAGCACCGUCGGCGGGUUCGAGUUCAUGCCGCCACCACCGCCCACAUAUUACCGGAACCUGAAAGGCCGAGUAGGGGACGUGUUGACGGACGAGCAGAUCGAGGAGUGCGAGGAGCUGGGGAUUAUGGUGGACAGGGACGACGAGGGGACACUGCUCCAGAUCUUCACUAAGCCUGUGGGCGAUAGGCCAACCCUAUUCUUAGAGAUCAUACAGAGACUGGGGUGCAUGCUCAAGGACGAUCACAGAAAACUGUAUCAGAAGGGGGGCUGCGGAGGGUUCGGUAAGGGCAACCUCUCGGAGCUCUUCAAGUCGGUUGAGGAGUACGAGAAGACACUCGAAGGCCGACGAGUUGCCGGCCUGGCCUCCGCCUGA